AUGUCCUCCUGGGUGAAUAAAAAGAGAAAAUUUUCCAGACUUUUAGAUAUAAGAAGCAUAGUUUUCUUUGAAAUCACCAUCGGGAUCAUAGCCAACUCCCUCCUACUUCUGUUCCACAUCCUCACAUUUCUUCUCAAGCGCAGGCCCAAGACCCUUGACCUGACUAUCGGUCUCUUGGCCCUCAUCCACCUGGUGAUGCUGGUAACUGUGGUAUUCAUAGCUACAGACACUUUUGGUUUUCAGGGUUGGGGGAAUGAUCUCACGUGUAAAUCAGUCAUCUAUGUAAACAGGCUCAUGAGGUCCCUCUCCAUCUGCACCACCUGCCUGCUGAGUGUCCUCCGGGCUUUCAUGCUCAGCCCCAGAAACUCUUGCUUAGAAAAUUUCAAAUACAAAUCCACGCAUCAGUACCCAUGUGGCCUUGUCUUUUUAUGGCUCCUCACUAUGCUCCUGAAUGGUCGUUUCUUAGUCUCCAUUGGUGCCACCCCCAACGUGACCUCACAGAGUCUCAUGUUCAUCACUGAGUCCUGCUCUCAGUGGCCCAUUAGUCCCUUGUUCAGGUACAUACUUUUCUCCUUGGUGAACAUUCAGGAUGUCUCCUUUAUGGGGCUGAUGGCUCUCUCUAGUGGAUACAUGGUGACUCUGCUGUGCAGGCAUAAGAGGCAGUUCCAGCAUCUUCACAGUGCCAGCCUCUCUCCAAAGGCAUCCCCAGAAGAUGGGGCCACUCGGACCAUUUUGCUGCUCAUGGGUUUCUUUUUGUUCAUGUACUGCUUGGAUUGUAUUAUAUCCUUCUUCUCUGGAAUAUUGUGGGACAAUGACCCAAUUCAUCAUUGUGUCCAGAUGCUUGUGGGCAAUGCCUCUGCCACGAUCUGUCCCUUACUGCUAAUGAGCACUGAGAAACGAAUGGUCAAGAGCUUAACAUCCAGGUGGGAAAGACAAUAA
Molecule: messenger RNA, 939 nt
Organism: Fukomys damarensis (Damara mole-rat)
Lineage: Eukaryota; Metazoa; Chordata; Mammalia; Rodentia; Bathyergidae
Product: vomeronasal type-1 receptor 90-like
Exons: 2
Coding region: 1-939 (312 amino acids)
Biological process (GO): G protein-coupled receptor signaling pathway
Cellular component (GO): membrane
Molecular function (GO): pheromone receptor activity
Source: RefSeq, a predicted model, not a curated record